Molecule: messenger RNA, 636 nt
Organism: Alosa alosa (allis shad)
Lineage: Eukaryota; Metazoa; Chordata; Actinopteri; Clupeiformes; Clupeidae
Product: putative nuclease HARBI1
Source: RefSeq, a predicted model, not a curated record
AUGGCGUGUCCAUUCCUGCAAGAUGUGGUGGAUGAAGAAGCACUUGUGCUCAGGAGGGCCUUCAGGCAGGAGAGGGUGUUCAGGGACCGGUUGGACCCACUGGCCUUCCCUGAUGACCAUCUACAUGAGAGGUACAGGUUCUCAGCAGAUGGAAUCAGGUAUUUGUGCAGACUGCUGGGUCCCAGGAUUCAAAACCGCACAGCACGGAGCCAUGCACUGAGUGUGGAGCAAAUGGUGUGUGUGGGCUUGCGCUUCUUUGCUAGUGGAGCCUUCCUUUACUCCGUGGGGGAUGCAGAACGGCUUAACAUCAUUAUAGAUGUGUUCAUCACCUUCCCUGGCCACAGAAGACUCCGUGACAUCAAAGAGGAGUUUUAUAGGAUUGCAGGUAUCCCCAAUGUCAUUGGUGCAUUGGACUGCACUCACAUAAGGAUCAAAUCCCCCUCAGGUGCCAAUGAGGCAGAUUGUGUGAAUCAAAAAUCCUUCCACAGCAUCAAUGUUCAGAUUGUCUGCAAUGCUGACUGUCUAAUCAGCAAUGUUGUGGCAAAAUGGCCUGGCUCAGUCCAUGACUCCAGAGUCUUUCGGACCUCUGACAUCCAUCAGCGCCUAUCACAAGGUGAGCCACACAACCCCUAUUAA